AUGACAAUAGAAUGGGGAUGCUAUGUCUCCCAAAAAGAGUAUCAAGAAAUAGAACAAAAAAUGAAGGAAGUUGAAUUGAAGAGGGUACCACUAACAGCUAGUCCUUCUGGAUCCAAGAAGCUACCACCAUGCAAGGUGACCAACCUGCUGAAAAAAACACCAUCAUGGCUGAUCAUUGAUGCAAUCAUCUCACGGACAUUGAAUGCUGAUAAAUGCAUCAAGUCAGAAAAGGUUUUCACAAAACUUGUUGUUGCAUACAAUCCCAAAACAGAUUACUUUACAAUAGUUGGGAAGAAUGUGAAGCUAACGGCAAAUCAUGUAAAGUUAAUUUUUGGAAUAUCUUGCGGUACGGAGCCGUUUGCAGCAAAAUUGAAGACUAGAGAACAGGUUGCAUUUGCCAAGAGACACAACAUUCAACAAAGACUGACAACCAAAGCCAUAUCAGAUAUGUUGAAAGAACUUGCCCAAGAGAACAAAACCAACAUUGAAGAUGUGCAAGAUGUUGCACCUGAAAUACACUAUGAGCUUGUUGAAUCAAUAAAGAAAUCCCAACAUUCACCGAAAGAUGUGAAGGGCUGCCAAUUGCUACUUCCAUACUGGCUAUGCGAGCACACAAACAUUCUUGAACAAGAGUUGUCAGAACAUCAAGUGCCCAGAUUACUUAAGUGGAAUAUAUCCACACUUGAACAUGCGUUGCAAGCCAUUCCGAACAUCGUGAACACAAGAAAAAUUAAGGUACGAGUUGCUGAACUUACUGAAACGGAUCAAGAACACAAACUUUACAAAAUGAAAUUCCCUUAUGAUGAUGAUGAUGAUAGCAAUGGCGAUGGCGAUGACGAUGGUGAUGCUGCUGCAGAUGAUGAUAGUUCUCGUGAUGAUGGUGCUGGUAAUUAUUCUCUGGUUAAUGCUGAAGAAAAUGACAACAAUGGUGAUGAUGACGAUGAUAGUGAUAAUGAUGCUGCUGCUGAUGAUUAUGAUAGUCCUUGUGAUGAUGGUGCUGGUAAUUAUUCUCCUGUUAAUGCUGAAGACAGAGAUGAUGACAAUGCUCAUGCUAGUGGUCAUGAUUAUCUUGGCCUUGAGGACAUUUCACAACCCAACCAGCAUUUUCAAGCACAAAACCCUCCUCAGGCGAAUGAGUUGGAAGUAUCAAAAGCGCUGCUCCACAUAUCCCAAAAUCAAAGUCAAAUCCAAAGAUUUAUCUCUGAUAAAGACUCGGGAUCAACACUUGUCCCUAACACUGCAAAGAGAAAGAAGGAAUCAACAAGGGAAAGACAAAGAGCUCUUCUCUUGGCCAUACAAAAUAUCAAAGAGUCACACGUGGCAAUCAGUGAGGAAAAGAUACAAAUGGAGCUUGAAUUCAAAGAAGCUGCAGCAAAACAGGAGCAGCAGCUCACAGAUGCACAAAUGGCAUUAAUCGAGGAGAAAAAGAUCUACUUGGAUUGA
Molecule: messenger RNA, 1443 nt
Organism: Rhododendron vialii
Lineage: Eukaryota; Viridiplantae; Streptophyta; Magnoliopsida; Ericales; Ericaceae
Exons: 8
Coding region: 1-1443 (480 amino acids)
Source: RefSeq, a predicted model, not a curated record